UCGGCUGGUAUAGCAUAGAAGUUAUACUCUCUCUUUGUCUUGCUCCUCAAUGUCCUCACACGAAAUGGCUCAAGCCCCAAUCCAGUUUGGCAUCAUAGGAUGUGCAGGAAUUGCUCACAAGGUGUCGCGGGCCAUAACCUUGGCUCCUAACGCAACCCUCGUAGCCAUAGCCAACCGCUCCGUGGAGAAGGCGGAAAAAUUUGCGUCGGCCAACAAUUUCCCUCUUAACGCCAAGGUCUAUGGCUCCUAUGAGUUCUUCCUUGAUAAGAUCACGGAGGCUUGUGAGGCUAAUGGUGUGCAAUUCAUGGAUGGUAUGAUGUGGAUUCACGACCCUCGGACCUCUAAGAUCACGAAGGCUUGUGAGAUCGAGGCCAAUUUCAGGACAUCAACGAAAAUUGGGUUCACUGAACUCUUGCCCGGAUGGGUACCAUUGCUAAGUGAGCACGUUGUCACAACUAAUCUUCUUCAAGAAGCUCGUAUGGUUAUGGAAUUCACUGGUUUGGUUGGAAACAUAAAAACAAAUGGUGCAAGACCAGAGAAGAAAUGGGCAAUUAUUAGUAGAAAAACACAGCUGAUAUUUAAUGCAGUGAAGGCAUCAAUUAAGAAAGGUUUCGAACCUGUCGAGAUAGCAAAUUGAUUGAAACCUUAUAACCGAUUGUUGUGCUUAGCCAAAAAGAAAUUUUCAAAUUGUUUGAAUUAUAUAUUGAAUCUAAAUAAAU
This is a messenger RNA of Tripterygium wilfordii, 719 nucleotides long. RefSeq lists its product as uncharacterized. The transcript has a single exon. The record is from RefSeq and is a predicted model, not a curated record. Bases 50 to 637 code for a protein of 195 amino acids. Lineage: Eukaryota; Viridiplantae; Streptophyta; Magnoliopsida; Celastrales; Celastraceae.